CCUGCCUCGGCUACCGCUCCCCUCUCCUGCCGCCAUGUCCUCCACGCAGCCCAAUACCACGCUCUACAUCAAAAACCUCAACGACAAGGUCAAGAAGGAGGAGCUGCGCGCCCAGCUCUACGCCCUCUUCACCACCUACGGCCGCAUCCUCGAUGUAGUCGCCCUCAAGGGCCCCAAAAUGAAGGGCCAGGCCUUCCUUGUCUUCUCCGACCUCGCAGGCGCCACCGCCGCACUGAGGGGCUGCGAAGGUACGGUCUUCUACGAUAAGCCAAUGCACAUUGAGUACGCAAAGACCAAGUCGUACGCGACCCUGCGGAGAGAGGACCCGAACUUUGUGCCGCCGACGUCGAUCCACGUGAAGAACGCACCGAACGCGCGCGGGCUGAACGGCGCGGAGAAGCGGCAGCGGGACGAUCGGAUGGACGAGGACGCGCGCGAGUCCAAGCGGGAGAAGACGGACAAUAGCGACGACGAUGGGGAGGAGAUGGAGAUUGAGGACGAUGACGAGGGCGCCGCGAAGCAGGCUGCUCCCGCAAAUGGUCAGAUUCCUGCGGCCGUUCAACAACCGUCGGCACGGCUCAUGUGCAUCCACCUACCACAAGAGGUGACAGACGAUGUAUUAUCGGUGCUGUUCCAACAGUACCAAGGUUUCCACUCCGUCCAGGUCGUCCCUUCACCCACACCAAACGCCGCGGGACAGAAGGCCAAGAUGGCGUAUGUCACAUUCGAGUCGCCCGACCUGGCGACUGUCGCAAAAGAUGCCCUAGACGGCUUCACGCUCAAGAAGGGAUGGGUGAUGUCUGUUUCGUAUAUCUAGCUUUGUACUCUACGCCGUGUAAUCUGUAUCUCAGGACGUUGCUUUCCAGACGCUGUGCGCAAUUCUGCC
Messenger RNA from Trametes versicolor FP-101664 SS1, 886 nucleotides. RefSeq names its product RNA-binding domain-containing protein. NCBI's taxonomy places the organism in Eukaryota, Fungi, Basidiomycota, Agaricomycetes, Polyporales, Polyporaceae. The record is from RefSeq and is a predicted model, not a curated record. Gene Ontology annotation, biological process: mRNA splicing, via spliceosome. The transcript has 4 exons. The coding region runs from base 35 to 817 and encodes 260 amino acids. Gene Ontology annotation, cellular component: U1 snRNP. Gene Ontology annotation, molecular function: U1 snRNA binding.